Molecule: messenger RNA, 666 nt
Organism: Entamoeba dispar SAW760
Lineage: Eukaryota; Evosea; Mastigamoebida; Endamoebidae
Exons: 1
Coding region: 1-666 (221 amino acids)
Source: RefSeq, a predicted model, not a curated record
AUGUUAUCUCAAAAAUACUCUCAAAAAGGUCAAAAAGUUGAAGAAGGGAUUUUUAAUACUAGUUCAAAGGAGAUAAAACGUAGACAAAAUUUUGAGGAACUAAUACCUAGAAAGAAAAGUACAUCAACAAGUAUCGCUUCAAUAAAUUUAAGUAAUAAGGAUUCAACAGAUCCUUUUUCGAUAAAAGAAGUUCAAAUUAAUAAAACACAAUCAAGAAAACAUUCUUUUAUCAAAAGUGAUAUUUUCAAUGACUAUAUUAAUUAUAUUUCAAAAGUCGAUUUAAAUACACACUUUAAUAUUUCAACAACUAGUGUUUGUAAAAAAAUCCCAAAAUAUUGUUUUCAAGUAGAAUAUCGUUUGCUUUGUGAAGUUUUUACUGAUUCAAUACUUAGAAAUUCUAAUGUUGUUUUGUUAAAAGGAUAUCCAAGUAUAGUUUCACAUAAAAUAUUUGAAAUGUAUUGUCUGAAGUCAAAUAUGCUUGAAUUAUUAAGAAUUAUAAAAGACCCUCAACAAAUUUCCCAAACUAGAGUAAUUAUUGGCAUGUUUAAUAAAUGCGUUUUAGCUCUAGAAGAAAUAAGAAAAUCAAGAGGAUUAUGUCAAAAUUACAGUAUCAUAAAAGAUAGAUACCCACACGUUCAAUUUAUUGCCCUUGGUCGUUACCAAUAA